UCCAUGGUUGAGUGUCAGAGAGUUCGACCGCAGCAGUUCCUGCCGAACAACUGUAGUAUUAGUUGUAAUACGGGGUUGGAACCUUCUGCAUGUAACCUAGGCAACCGGAAGCGGAAGUCAUUAAAAGGAACACAGUUCAUACGAAUCAGUCACGUCUCGUUGAUAUUUAUGAUAAUGCAAAAAACUCAACAACAACCACACGGAAGUAGAUUAGCUGCUAGCCUCUCAUGCUACGUCAUGUUAGUGUUGAGUUAAUUUGGUCCUGCUUUCACAUUCUUAGCUCCAGGUUGUUGUCAAAUAAACUGCGUCUCAUCUCAGCUAAACGUAAGUGGGCGUUCAUUAGCUUUGUUUUUAGCACUGUGACGUCACGUACACGACAUUAGCAUGGUACUGAUGAGCAGCGUAACCGCGACACCUGGCGUGUGGUGAUGUGUUCACGUAACACAGCUUGACUCAAUAACAACGUGUCUCUGUGUCUGUGGCUCUGUUUCUGUCUGUCUGUGGCUCUGUGUCUGUCUGUGGCUCUGUUUCUGUCUGUCUGUGGCUCUCUGUGAGUCCUGUCUGUGGCUCUCUGUGAGUCCUGUCUGUGUCUGUCUGUGGCUCUCCGUGAGUCCUGUCUGUGGCUCUGUUUCUGUCUGUCUGUGGCUCUCCGUGAGUCCUGUCUGUGGCUCUGUUUCUGUCUGUCUGUGGGUCUCCGUGAGUCCUGUCUGUGGCUCUGUGUCUGUCUGUCUGUGGCUCUCUGAGUCCUGUCUGUGGCUCUGUGUCUGUCUGUCUGUGGCUCUCCGUGAGUCCUGUCUGUGGCUCUGUUUCUGUCUGUCUGAAUCUGAAACAAUCAGAAAUCUUGUUGAUUAAUCGAUUAUCAAAAUAGUUGACACUAACUAAAGGAAAUCUUUGAGGCACCACACACACAUGAGUGAUAUUGUGAUAUUGUGAUACUGUGAUACUGUGAUAUUGUGAUACUGUGAUAUUGUGAUACUGUGAUACUGUGAUAUUGUGAUACCGUGAUACCGUGAUACUGUGAUAUUGUGAUAUUGUGAUACUGUGAUAUUGUGAUACCGUGAUACUGUGAUAUUGUGAUACUGUGAUAUUGUGAUACUGUGAUACCGUGAUAUUGUGAUAUUGUGAUACUGUGAUACCGUGAUAUUGUGAUAUUGUGAUAUAAUCAGCACGAUGACGGAGCAUUUCCACCUGAACACACCACUGCUGGAGAGUGUCAGCAUGUCCAAAUGUGCAGGAACCACCGUCUAUUUAAAGAUGGAGAAUUCACAGCCUUCUGGCUCCUUCAAGAUCCGGGGCAUUGGACACAUGUGCCAGCAGGUGGAAAUGCAGGCAUGGCUGCAGCCUACGCAGCCAGACACAUGGGUGUACCUGCCACCAUCGUCGUUCCCUCCUCCUCUCCUCAGGUGGUUAUUCAGAGACUCCAGGAUCAGGGUGCUGCAGUCAAAGUCAUUGGAAAGGUUUGGGAUGACGCCAACGCUGAAGCUCUCAGACUGGCAGAGAGUGAAGGACUCACCUAUGUCCCUCCGUUUGAUCACCCCUUACUUUGGCAGGGCCACGCCUCCAUCAUGUCAGAGGUCGCCGCCUCUCUGGGUCCUGGUGUGAAGCCUGGAGCUGUGGUGCUGUCUGUGGGUGGAGGAGGUCUCCUGUGUGGAGUCGUCCAGGGCCUGAAGGAUGUCGGCUGGGCAGAGGUCCCGGUUAUCGCCAUGGAGACAGUGGGGGCAGACUGUCUGAAUGCUGCUGUUAAAGCGGGGAGGGUGGUCACUUUGGAUGACAUCACCAGUGAGGCUAAGUGUCUUGGAGCAAAGACAGUUUGCAGACAGGCGUUUGAAUACAGUCAGAGCGGUGAGACGCCGGUGCUGUCAGAGCUGGUAACAGACGAGCAGGCUCUGCACGCUGUGGAGACUUUCCUCAAUGAGGAGCGUGUGUUGGUGGAGAUGGCGUGUGGAGCAACACUGGCAGCUGUGUACACUGGACUCGUCCACAGAUUACAGCAGGAAGGUCGCCUGCCGACCCCGCUGCGCCCCCUGCUGUUAAUCGUGUGCGGUGGCAGCAGCAUCGACGUGGAGCAGCUGAACAACCUCAGAAACAAACUCCGGUCCUGAGCUCCAAAUAUGUGACAGGUGAUCUCAGAGUGAUGUGAGCACGUCAGUGACACAGUUCACUUUGUUUCAUUUAAACAAACUCCACUUCAGAACGGUUCAAAUCACAGUGUCGGCUCUCUCAUUCAAAAACAAACAACAAUAAUAAAGUCAUUUGUUUUUGGUGGGAAUUGUGUCUUCACCACAUGCAGAGACUCAAAAUUCACAGCAAAGACAGAAAUGGUAAAUGAACUGAGAGGAGGACGGAAUACUCAGAAACUUCACAAAAACAAAGUUUAUUUGACACGGUUGUUAUUAUUCUGUAAAAUAUACAAGUGCACUGCACAUGGGAGAUAAAGUGUUUGUUUAAUGUUAGUGUUCAAAAGAAAACUGAUGUCAUACACAAAAUCAAGCACACAACAAAGUUUUACUCUAAAUCAAAUAGACUAAUAUUAACAUUUCUCACUCUGAUAUUUCAUGAGUUUCACAGAUUAUUUCUUAUACAUAGUAGA
This is a messenger RNA of Solea solea (common sole), 2590 nucleotides long. RefSeq names its product serine dehydratase-like (gene sdsl). Gene Ontology annotation, biological process: L-threonine catabolic process; L-serine catabolic process. Gene Ontology annotation, molecular function: L-serine ammonia-lyase activity; threonine deaminase activity; pyridoxal phosphate binding. The transcript is spliced from 7 exons. Lineage: Eukaryota; Metazoa; Chordata; Actinopteri; Pleuronectiformes; Soleidae. The coding region runs from base 1227 to 2102 and encodes 291 amino acids. The record is from RefSeq and is a predicted model, not a curated record.